Molecule: messenger RNA, 1673 nt
Organism: Oryctolagus cuniculus (rabbit)
Lineage: Eukaryota; Metazoa; Chordata; Mammalia; Lagomorpha; Leporidae
Gene: TMEM174
Product: transmembrane protein 174
Source: RefSeq, a predicted model, not a curated record
AACCACCGCAGCCCAAAGUUCUUCCAGCCUCAGUCUGAACCUGGGACUCGCGGGCUCUCACGGCCCCGUCCCCCUAAGGAGCGGCCCUUGAGCGCGGAGUCAUGGAGCCAGGUGGCGGGCGCCUGGAGGACUUCCCUCUCAACGUGUUUGCCGUCACCCCUUACACCCCCAGUACUGCCGACAUUCAGGUGUCCGACGACGACAAGGCGGGGGCCACCUUGCUCUUCUCGGGCAUCUUCCUGGGACUGGUGGGCAUCACGUUCACCAUCAUGGGUUGGAUCAAAUACCAAGGCGUCUCGCAUUUUGAAUGGACCCAGCUCCUGGGGCCCAUCCUGCUGUCAGUCGGGGUCACGUUCAUCCUGAUCGCUGUGUGCAAGUUCAAGAUGCUCUCCUGCCAGCUGUGCAAAGAAAACGAGGAAAGGGCCCUGGACUCGGAGCAGACUCCAGGAGGACAAUCGUUCGUCUUCACCGGCAUCAACCAACCCAUCACCUUCCACGGGGCCACCGUGGUGCAGUACAUCCCUCCUCCUUACGCACCUCAGGAGCCCCUGGGGAUGACCGCCCCGUACCUGCAGCCCGGAGCGAGCCCCUGUGGUCUCCUACCCACUGCGGGGGUAGUGGCUGCGGCGCCGAGUCCUCCCCAGUACUAUAGCAUCUACCCGCAAGGCAACGCCGCGUUUGUGGGUGAUGAAGACUGGCCGUGUGUUGUGGAUGGUAGCAGUGACAGGUCCAGCCGUGACGCUCCGCGGCCAGAGGAGUCCCAGCUGCCCGAGGGGGACUGUGCCCGCUUCUCUCCCCCGCCCUACGAGGAGAUAUACUCCCUCCCACGCUAGAGACGGCUGUGCAUGGGGACUGGGGUCGCACGUGGGUCCUUGCUACCUGGCAGCUGCAGUGUUCUAUGCAGCCUUCAGAAGUCAGAUGGCAGAGCGGCCUGACAGAGGUCACAGGGCAGUAAAAAUUAGGCUGGGCUGGGGAAAUCCCCUCGGGUAAAAGAAUCGCCCAUGGAAGGCUCAGGAGCAGCUGUUCCACCUGCUUGUCCAUCACCCAGUCUCUUCCCUAUUUGAAGACCUCUGGGUAUCCAUGUAAGCUUCGACGGCCAAGGGAGAAAUCGCAACCUCUGAGAUCUGGGGAGUUUCCACAGCUGGGAAGGGGGAGGGGUGACAGGAGGACAGCUCAGGUUUCUGGUGCCCUUCACUGGUCCCAAGGCGGACUUGGUGGCCCAAAUGACACUGCUGCCACCUGGUCUCUCCUGGAGACCCUGGGCAUCUUAAAGGUUGCAAAAUAAGUAAAUACAAUGGAAUAAAAUAAAAUACCGUCUUCUGUAAGACAAGUAUUGGACGGCUGGCUAAAUCAUAUGAAAGGAAUAAUAGUAGGAUAUGAUGGGAAUAAAUCCUGAAGGUGUCACUGCUCCCAGUGACUCCUGGCUGCUGCUGUUCUCUUUGGUGGAGUUGAACCUUGAAGCGUGAUGUGCAUGAGGGGCUCUUAGCCCACUCUGGUCAGGGGCGGGGCCGGGCAUGAGCUCACCACGCCCAGGGCAGCACAGAACACAUGCACCUGUCUAGGCACUCGGAGAUCUCAACCGCUGGAAAAUCAUGAAUUGUGGAAGCAACCUUUGUGGCUAAGGUCAAGCUUACUUUCUUAAUAAAAAAAAAAUACUUGGAUGUUCUUCAGCU